AUGUAUCUCGAGCUCGAGGACGCGCCGCUGGCACACUUGAAGGCUAUGGAUAGUAACACGGUCACCCUGUUGUCAGUGGCACUCUCCUUCGACAAUGGUUUUCCAGAGUCGCUGACCUACCUCCGCGUUGACUUGAGAUUUUCUAGGAAGCCUAUCGAUCCACGCAUUCAGGUAUUCCCUGGUGACCUUCUCCAGCUCUCACCUAGUUCAUCCCUCGACGACUCACGCUCUGAAGAUGUCUUGGGACUCAACGGUGAAUCAGCAGACAGCGGCUCUUGGUCUCUGGAGAGUACACCCAGCUUGUUGAUCUCAGAUCUAUCACCCGUCAGCACCCUUGCUGACAUAUCUCCCCCGUGUACCCCAAACAUCUUUGAUACGCUGGGAGAGUUAACCAUGUCCAAUACAAGCAUCCCGCUGCCAGACUGCCGUGACGUGCAGACGGACCGUGACCAAGCUGCACCCUCUUCACCUGCUCUCCCGCCUUUACUUUUAAUGUCUCCGGAAUGUUCACAAGUCUCUCUUGAUCCUGCCUCGAUAACAUCUCUUUUAUUCUCAUCAAAUAAUCCUGAUGCGGAAGUCUACGUGCAGAAUGAUAUCCAGGAUGGGUAUCAGGCUCCUCAACCUGCCAGUGUGGACGAUUACCCCCCAUCGCGUGGACCACCCCCCCUUGGACAGGAUGACCGUGCUCACACCUCUCCACGCGCUAGUCAGACGUGUUUUCCGCCUCCAGAAGCCCCACUUGACCCUCGUUCCGCUUCUGCUUUUAAAAGCGGGUGGAAUGACAUCCAGCCGGGAAUGGACGAAGUAGAUGCAACCCAGUAUCACUCAGCAUACAGUUUACACCAGUCAUUCAACGAGGUGAAGUGGAACGGUGGCUGUUUUCCAUCGAUCACGUCCCUUAAAUCUAGGGGAAAUCCCUCAUACCCUGUCAUGCGUCGUCUUCCUGUCGGUUCCCUCGUUCCCACAUCGUCCAUUAGUUCUACUGAUGAUGCAACGACCUCUUCGCUAUAUGAGCAAAGAUGCAGGACGAACAAUUUGAUAUAUUAUCGGCACAGUGGUCGCUUCGUCGUGCCGUCCGCAAUCUAUCUGGGAGAUGCUGGCACCUGUAGGAAGGGAGGUGUGCAAAGAUGCCAGGCUGACUUCACUCAUUCCCCAUCCCCUUCUCUUCCCAGUUUACCGUUGGGGGAUUCUGGGCGUCAACCAUCCAAGAAGGUAACACGAACUGCGAGGGAACGUGCCUCCUCCAAGAUGACGUCGCGUACUUCAAGGAAGGCCGUCCCAUCAAAGACAAUGCCACAAGCGCCAAGAGAAGACAUCUCAUCUCGGUCUUCAGGCAAGACAAAUUCACUCCUUGCGACAUCCCCCAGCUUACCCGCUCACAACUUGAAAGGUAACGAGCAUGAGAGUGGGGAUAUAGAUGUCGAUUCGGGCCUACCCAACUUUCAUCCUAUCGGUUCACCAAAUAUUUAUGCUGCCAGCAAGUUACGCAGGAAGCACGAAGCGAAGUAUCGAUGCACGAUGUUCGAAGGACUGUGCAAGGCGACAUUCACAAGUGAACAUAACUUGAAUAAUCAUAUCGAAUGUCACUUGGGGUUGCUGUCCUAUUGUUCGGGGUGUGAGAAGGCCUUCAAGCACUCUUCCUCCAAGGAUCGCCAUGAGAAGAGAUCAUUGCAUUUCGCUUUCGUAUCUUUAUCCUGCUUGUAUUUUUACGCCUCACCUCCCGUUCAACCCUCAAUGAUUCGGUUAUUACCUUGCCCCCAUCGCGAGCAAAUAAGUUUGGUCAGACACUGGUUCGAAUUACAAGCAAGACGAGCCGGGCAUCCCGGUGCGCAGUAUCAUAAAUUACAUUCGUCCAAGCUUUACAUGGCGAUUCGAGCCCUAGAGAUUGGUAUCCAGACCAAUCUCGCGAACCUGUGCUCUCCCAAUCUGUAA
Molecule: messenger RNA, 1932 nt
Organism: Laccaria bicolor S238N-H82
Lineage: Eukaryota; Fungi; Basidiomycota; Agaricomycetes; Agaricales; Hydnangiaceae
Exons: 8
Coding region: 1-1932 (643 amino acids)
Source: RefSeq, a predicted model, not a curated record